AGGGAUGUUAUUAUCACUUUUGGACCUUAUGAUCCUCUUUUGAGUGACUGUGGUCAGUAUUCUUCUCUCUAUCAAAUGGCGCCAAAGGACAUCUCUCUUUCACUUGCCAUUGUUUCUUUAAUGGUUCAUUUUAGGUGGUCAUGGGUUGGUCUCAUCCUCCCAGAUGACCACAAAGGCAAUAAAAUUCUAUCAGAUUUUAGGGGGGAGAUGGAGAAAAAAGGGAUCUGCAUAGCUUUUGUAAAAAUGAUCCCAUCCACAUGGAUUUCAUAUUUUCCCAAUUUCUGGGAAAAUAUGGACAAGACAAAUGUAAUAGUUAUUUAUGGUGACAUUGAUUCUCUAGAAGGUCUAAUGAGAAAUAUUGCACAAAGAUUAUUGACAUGGAAUGUCUGGGUAAUGAACAUUGAAAAUCAUCUUACUGACAGAGCUGAUUAUUUCAUGUUAGACUCAUUCCACGGGAGCCUAAUUUUUAAGCACAAUUACAGAGAAAAUUUUGAGUUUACCAAAUUUAUUCAAACAGUUACCCCUGAUAAAUACCCAGAAGACAUUUAUCUUCCUAAGUUGUGGUAUUACUUUUUCAAAUGCCCCUUUGCUGACAGUUAUUGUCAUGUUUUGGACAACUGUCAAUCCAAUGCUUCUUUGGAUGUAUUACCUCAUCACAUAUUUGAUGUGGCCAUGAGUGAAGAGAGCACAAAUAUUUACAAUGGUGUCUAUGCUGUAGCUCACAGCCUCCAUGAGAUGAGAUUUCAACAACUACAAAUGCAACAAGAUGAAAAUGAAGAGGAGAUGGUGUUCUUUCCAUGGCAGCUUAACACUUUCCUGAAGGAGAUUGAAGUGAGAGACAAAAGGAGUUUAGAUUGGAGACAGACAAGAGAUGCAGAAUAUGACAUUCUUAACCUUUGGAACUUACCAAAAGGUCUUGGAUUAAAAGUGAAAAUAGGAUCCUUUUCUGCAAAUGCUCCCCAGGGUCAACAGUUGUCUUUAUCUGAACAGAUGAUACAAUGGCCAGAAAUAUUUUCAGAGAUCCCUCAGUCUGUGUACAGUAAGAGUUGUGGGCCUGGAUUCAGGAAAGUAACUCUGGAGGGCAAGGCCAUCUGCUGCUACAAGUGCACUCCUUGUGCAGAAAAUGAGAUUUCUAAUGAGACAGAUGUAGACCAGUGUGUGAAGUGUCCAGAGAGUCAUUAUGCAAAUACAGAAAAAAACAACUGCUUCCAAAAAUCUGUGAGCUUUCUGGCCUAUGAAGACCCCUUGGGGAUGGCUCUGGCUGCAAUUUUAUAAUGUCUUAGUCCUUUGUCUAACUAUAUAAUAGUGUUUUAG
Molecule: messenger RNA, 1314 nt
Organism: Mastomys coucha (southern multimammate mouse)
Lineage: Eukaryota; Metazoa; Chordata; Mammalia; Rodentia; Muridae
Product: vomeronasal type-2 receptor 116-like
Exons: 6
Biological process (GO): G protein-coupled receptor signaling pathway
Cellular component (GO): membrane
Molecular function (GO): G protein-coupled receptor activity
Source: RefSeq, a predicted model, not a curated record